AUGUCUAAAAUAAUUCAGCCUGUGAGGACCAAACCAGAGGAUGUGAAGGCUAUCAAAUGGGUGGAUGUUCAAAGUCUGACCUCUCAAUCUGCCUGGAAUAAUGAAGAACCACCAACAUGGUGA
This is a messenger RNA of Paracoccidioides lutzii Pb01, 123 nucleotides long. RefSeq lists its product as hypothetical. Bases 1 to 123 code for a protein of 40 amino acids. The record is from RefSeq and is a predicted model, not a curated record. The transcript is spliced from 2 exons.